Messenger RNA from Cajanus cajan (pigeon pea), 1862 nucleotides. Its product is annotated as B3 domain-containing transcription factor VRN1. Lineage: Eukaryota; Viridiplantae; Streptophyta; Magnoliopsida; Fabales; Fabaceae. Gene Ontology annotation, molecular function: DNA binding. The record is from RefSeq and is a predicted model, not a curated record.
UCAUGUGAUCCACCGGUUCCUCUACCCUAAACUAUCCCUGCUACAUACCUGUUGUAAAAAAGGUGUUUUAGUGCCCUUCCACAAUUGUACGCUGCUGUACGUUGGCAACAACAUCUCCGAACACGAGCCAUCAGCCAUAGCCAGCACCUUCCACUGCCCUCAAAACCACGUAAGUUCUCUAUUACACCCACAACGGAGCCAGAAACCACAACACCAUCAACAAGCUCAACGUACAUCUUCAAAGCCACGUACCCACCAUAACUGAACCCAACCACCACGCACUUCUCCACUCCCUGCUUCCCAAACCCCGCCGCCACACACUCCGCUCCAAACCAGGUCCCCUUUCGCAUUAGCAUUUAUCAAUUGUUGAUUUGAGCUAGCUCCUCACUUGCACCACGAGAGGGAUAGAAGAAUAUCCAACAGCCAUGACUUCUAACCGUCAUCUUCCCUCCGGAAUCCUCUUCUUUAAGAUUAUUCUCGAUGCAACUCUUCAACAUGGAAAACUUAAAAUUCCAAACAAGUUCACUAAAAAAUAUGGCGGUAAUCUGUCAAACCCAGUGUUUCUUAGGGCUCCAGAUGACAUUAAAUGGGAAGUAUAUUGGAAAAAACAUGAUGACGGUGGUAUUUGGCUUCAAAAGGGUUGGAAGGAAUUUGCAACCUAUUACUCCCUAAGCCAUGGACAUUUGGUGUUGUUUAAAUACCAAGAAACAUGUCAUUUGGAGGUACGCAUAUUAGAUGAGAGUGCCCUUGAAAUUGAUUACCCAUUAAAUGGUACUCAGAAUGAAAAUGAUAGCGUUGAGCACAUUAGCAACAACCAGCCUGUUGAAGAUUUGGACGAGGUGACUCUAAGUCCUCAACCUCGUAAAAAAUUGAGGACACGCUCAAGUGGAGUUGUUGGACAAAGCUCCAAUUUGCCGGAGCAUGUUGAAACUAAAGUUGAACAUUCUCAAGAGGAUAGGGGUGGUGCCACUAAAAGCGUAAAAGUAGAGCAGGUGACUUCUAAAGUUGUUGAAACCUCUAGAUCUAAAGCUCCCUCUUUUUUUAUUGUCUUGAAGGCUUCCUAUGUGAACGGACAUUCCGUGGUCAUUCCAUCGAAAUUUGUAAAAAAGUAUUUAAAAGAAAAGCGAAGUGAUGAUAUCCUGCUUCGGGUCUUGGAUGGGAGAACUUGGACUGUUAAUUUUAGGAAUGGCAGAUUUUGCGCUGGAUGGAAUAAGUUUGCCUCGGAUAAUCAUUUGAAGGAGGGGGAUGUUUGUGCUUUUGGGCUCACCAAGAGUCAAGGCCACUGCUUUGAAGUAACAAUCAUUCGGAUUUCAGAAGAAACACAUUUAUCAGGAAAUGGAGACUCUGGGAGGAUCCCAGAUUUGAAAUGUGUAACUGACAUCCCUAUCAAAGCUAUGCAAGAAGCUAGGAAGUUCUCCUCAGAAAACCCGUUUUUCAUAGUCAAUAUAAGAGCAAAUGAUGAAAAGGAUUUCAGACCGCGUGUACCAGUUUCCUUCAUGAAAAAAUACGUGAAGAACAAGCAGGUUGUGACCUUACAAUUUGGAAACAAAUUAUGGCCAGUACACUUGAUCGGUACGGUUCGGACAAAGUUGUCUAAGGGUUGGAGCCAAUUUGUGAAUGCAAGCAAGGUCGGAGCUGGAGAUAUUUGCGUCUUUGAGUUAAUCAACAAAGUAGAUACAGUGCUUCAUGUCCACAUUUAUAGAGACCACUCUUAGCAAUCAUUUUUGAGCUCUUGAUUCUACAUUUCAGUCUCUAAUGACAUUUCAUUAUUAUUGUAGUUAUUAAUCUUUCAACAUGUAAACCGAACGAGAACACUCAUGUUUUCACUUUGCAAUACUAUCAUUAGGUACGAGGACAUCGUA